Messenger RNA from Sesamum indicum (sesame), 666 nucleotides. RefSeq lists its product as uncharacterized. Gene Ontology annotation, cellular component: respiratory chain complex I. The record is from RefSeq and is a predicted model, not a curated record. NCBI's taxonomy places the organism in Eukaryota, Viridiplantae, Streptophyta, Magnoliopsida, Lamiales, Pedaliaceae.
ACGGCGUCGUAGCAUACACAUAACCUAGGCUGACUAUCCAACAAAAUUUGGGGAAAAUUAGUGAAUUGGAGCCUCUCCAUCUCAUAUUGUUCCCAACUGCUGAAAUAGUGAAGAUGGUGAAAGUCGCGACGUUCUUCGGAAUGUCAUUUGGCGCCUUCCUUUUCUGGCAAACCAUGGAUAAAGUCCACGUCUGGAUUGCCCUUCACCAGGACGAAAAGAAGGAGAGAAUGGAGAAAGAGGCUGAGAUCAGGAGAAUGAGAGAAGAACUAUAUCAGCAACAAAGAGAGAGGGACUCUCUUGCCUGAGCGGUAAGGAGGUGCGAUUGCGGUGCAAUAUCAAUGGCCUGUUUUGUUCUGUCUUUUGAGCUGUCACCUGCAUUUGACUUAAUUAUCAUAAAGCAUGAAUCUUUUUACCAGACGUACUAUUGGCGUUCAUGUAUUCUUGAGUUGCACUUUUCAGCAAUUGGUAAGUUAUGCAGUUGGGCUGCAUGCUGUAGGGCCUCCAGUUGUCAUAUUCAGCAAUUGCUUUUAAAAUGAUGAAAUAAUAGCAUUUGUUGGUCCUGGUUGAUUUAUGCAUGUUUUGGUCAGAAAUGAAUGAUCUUCUUCAUGUCAUGUUAUACGAACUUUGUAUGAUUCAAGUUCAUCGGCUUAUUUCUUUGUGUGUUCA